Fundulus heteroclitus (mummichog) is the source of this 562-nucleotide messenger RNA. RefSeq names its product syntaxin-12-like. Gene Ontology annotation, biological process: intracellular protein transport; vesicle-mediated transport; vesicle fusion. The record is from RefSeq and is a predicted model, not a curated record. NCBI's taxonomy places the organism in Eukaryota, Metazoa, Chordata, Actinopteri, Cyprinodontiformes, Fundulidae. Gene Ontology annotation, molecular function: SNARE binding; SNAP receptor activity. Gene Ontology annotation, cellular component: synaptic vesicle; SNARE complex; synaptic vesicle membrane.
UUAUGUGAUUGGUUGUUAGCGUAGACGGUGUUCAUUGAUGGUUCAUACGGUUUGGUACGAACCUUAACAACAGAAGAAAUUUCGUCUCCUCAUAUGUGCUCUUUUCAACAGUCUAAUAAUCAUCGCUUGCAUUUGAGGAAACGGCCUUAAUAACAAAAUGUCCUACGGGAAAGCAGAAUUCCGCCCUGUCCCAAGAGACUUCAGCUCUCUCAUUCAGACAUGCAGCUCAAACAUCCAGAAGAUCACACAGAACACUGCUCAGAUCAAGACCAUGGUAAACCAAUUGGGGACCAGACAUGACACCAGUGAACUUCAAGAUCGUCUGCAGCAGAUACAGCACUAUACCAACCAGCUUGCUAAAGAAACCAACAAUCAUCUGAAGGAGUUGGGCUCAGUCCCUUUGUCAUCAUCACCCUCAGAACAAAGGCAACAGAAGAUUCAGAGGGACCGGCUUAUGAAUGACUUCUCCGCAGCUCUCAACAACUUCCAAGCUGUCCAGCGGCAAGCAGCAGACAAAGAGAGGGAAUCGAUAGCAAGAGCGAGGGCUGGUUCCCGCCUAUCG